AGGAUAUGUCGUCGAAUUGUACUCCUAUCCAGGAGACGAUGUUCGAAACAAUAGAUUUGACCUCAGUACGAGUCGUAUUUGCUGUACUUUAUAGUCUCGUAUGGGUAGCGGCGAUUGUGGGAAAUACGCUAGUGCUUUACGUCGUCUCCUUCAAUCAGGUCUCAUUAUCCGUGCGAAGCGUUUUCAUCGGUUGCUUAGCAGUUUCGGAUCUGCUUAUGUCAUUGACAUCCUUACCGUGGACUGCUGUGACAAUAUUCACCCGUGAAUGGAUAUUUCCGAAGCCGAUCUGCAAGCUGAUAGGCGUAUUCCAGGGUGGCAGCAUCUUUGUGUCCAGCUUUACACUUACCAUAAUCGCUUUGGAUCGUUGCCUACUUAUCAUAAGACCAAAUAAAGAGUUCAUCGGAUAUAAUCGAGCUAUCACUAUAGUGGUAGGGAUCUGGGUGUUGGGUUACUCAUUAGCUCUUCCUUUGGGCAUUUUUUCGAAAGCUGUCAGUUUCGAUAAAAUUUGCGGCGUUUUUUGUGAGGAGAUUUGGCCAGACACUGACAAUGAUUCGGGUCUUAUCUCGCCUAGUCGACGUCUUUACGGUCUAUCGGUUUUGUUAUCCCAAUUUGGCAUUCCGGCUCUGAUUUCCUCAGUCUGCUACUAUUUGAUCAGCCGAGUGAUGUCAUCUCAACUGGAACGAAGAAGAGGACAUACUCUUUUGAAAGAAUCAGAAGAGAAACUUGUUAGUCGCAAAACACGCGCAAAUAGAAUGAUGAUUGCCAUGGUUCUUGGUUUCAUAUUCGCUUGGAUGCCUCUAAAUGCAAUCAAUCUUUAUCGAGAUUUAGGCUCUGUACAGAACAACACUUGGUUUUCAACGGUGUUUGCUCUAUGUCAUGUGUUGGCCAUGACAUCUGCAGCUUUGAAUCCAGUCAUCUAUUCAUGGUUCAAUCCACAGUUUCGAUCUGCUGUUCAGUACCUGUGCAAUGGACAACGAAAAGGUGUAAAAAGCAAACUACUCAACGAAGUUCAUACAAGACUCACCGAGACCGUCACGGAUGCCAAAGUCAAACCGGAUUACACAUCCAGCGAUUGUCAUCAACCGGGUGAUCAGAUUCUUUAAAAUGACGAGUUUGCUUCUUAAAAUACUACUUAUGCAUAUGUGUAUCGCCAUAAGGCGUGUCUCAAUUACGGGUACGGUCGGAACGUCCGUUAUCGCCUUUGCAUUCUGGAUACGUAUCGAAAAAAUGUCCUACAUAAGUUAUUACCAUGCGCUUGUUGUUGCUAUGCAAUAAAGCUUUA
Molecule: messenger RNA, 1282 nt
Organism: Cylicocyclus nassatus
Lineage: Eukaryota; Metazoa; Nematoda; Chromadorea; Rhabditida; Strongylidae
Source: the annotation of a GenBank genome assembly